AGAAAACAACAAAUCAGCCGGUAAAAAAACAAAAAUAGCCAACCGAGCGAGACAGAGGCACACAGCCGGACGCGCACCACGGUACCAGAGCACACACGGAGGUGCCACCGCGCGCCGCAGCCGGAGCAUGGCGACGCCGCUGGCCGGGAAGGGCCCGAUCGCGGCGGCGAUCCCGCGGUCCCCACCCCCACUGGCCGAGGGCGGCGCGGGAGGGUCGGCGGCCGAGGCGCCCGUGCUCAUCUUCGUCUACUUCCACAAGGCGAUCCGCGCGGAGCUGGAGCGGAUGCACGCCGCGGCGGUGCGCCUCGCCAUGGGGCGCGCGGGCGGGGACGUGGCCACGCUCGAGGCGCGCUGCCGGUUCCUCUUCACCGUCUACAGGCACCACUGCGACGCCGAGGACGCGGUUAUUUUUCCAGCACUUGACAUUCGAGUGAAAAAUGUCGCAGGGACAUAUUCUCUUGAACAUAAAGGAGAAAAUGAUCUUUUCGCACAUCUAUUCACUCUGCUACAGUUGGAUGUGCAGAAUGAUAAUGCUAUUAGGAGGGAACUUGCAUCCUGUACUGGAGCAAUUCGGACGUUUGUAUCCCAACACAUGUCCAAGGAAGAAGAACAGGUCUUCCCGUUACUCAUCAAGAAGUUUUCACACGAAGAGCAAGCAGAUUUAGUAUGGCAGUUCUUAUGUAGCAUCCCUGUAAACAUGAUGGCAAAAUUUCUUCCAUGGAUUUCUGCUUCUGUUUCUACAGAUGAGAAUCAAGAUAUUCUUGACUGCCUAAGUAAAAUAGUUCCUGAAGAAAAACUCCUCCAAGAGGUUGUUUUCACGUGGUUUGGAGGGAAAUCAGAAAGCAGUUCUACAUGUGAGUCUAGCUCUGGCCAAACAGAUAAACAUGCACAUUCACUUGAACACACCAAAAUUGGAAAGAGGAAGUCUAUAGAAUCAAGUCAGCUUGUCACUCAUCCAAUUGAUGAGAUUCUGUAUUGGCACAAUGCUGUUCUGAGAGAACUGAGUGAUAUAGCAGAGGAGACUAAAAGGAUACAUCAGUCUGGAGAUUUUUCUGACAUAGCAGGAUUUAAUAUGAGGCUGCAAUUUAUUGCAGAUGUGUGCAUUUUCCACAGUAUUGCCGAGGAUCAAGUUAUAUUCCCUGCAGUGGAUGGUGAAUUGUCCUUUGUGCAGGAGCAUGCUGAAGAAGAACGGCGAUUGAAUAAAUUUAGGAGUUUAAUUGAACAAAUUCAACUAGCAGGAGCCAAGUCAACUGUAGUUGAUUUUCAUUCAGAGUUAUGCUCACAAGCUGAUCAAAUAAUGCAGAAAAUUGAGAGUCACUUCAAUGAUGAGGAAAUAAAGGUACUUCCUAAAGCUAGGAUAAAGUUCUCACCGGAGAAACAGAGGGAACUUUUAUAUCAGAGUCUAUGUGUCAUGCCACUAAAGCUGUUGGAGCGUGUUCUACCAUGGUUUAUAGUGAAACUGAAUGAUGCAGAGGCAGUGUCUUUUCUUCAGAAUAUGCGGUUGGCAGCACCUUCCUCUGAAACUGCAUUGGUUACUCUUCUCUCUGGCUGGGCGUGCAAAGGUCGUCUGGAGGACACAUCCAACCCUGGAAAGUUCGUAUGCAUGGCAUCAGGAGCGGUCACUUGUGCGUCAGAUGGGAAUGGUUUCAAAACAUGCCAGUCACUCUGUCCAUGUUAUGUAAGUAGCAAUGGAGCUUUUUCAAAACCAGUUAAGAGAGCAAGUCAAGGAGAAUCUAGCACAAAUACUGACAGAAAUCAUAGCUCACACAAUGCUGCUACUGAAGCAUCGCAAUGUAACAACAGAGCCUGUUACAUUCCCAGGUUAAGAGUAGAAAGUAGCUACCUUGGUGUUCAUUCAUCUACCCCUACAAAAUCCUUUCGCCCUCUGUCUUUCAAUUAUGUUGCACCUUCAUUAUAUUCAAGCCUUUUCUCAUGGGACACAGAUACACUAGUAUCCGGCCCAGAUAACAUUUCUAAGCCAAUUGAUACCAUAUUCAAAUUCCACAAGGCAAUUCGCAAGGAUUUAGAGUUUUUGGAUUUGGAAUCUGGAAAGCUUAUUGACGGGAACGAGUCUUGCCUUAGCCAAUUCAUUGGAAGGUUUCGUUUACUGUGGGGUCUAUAUAGAGCACACAGCAAUGCUGAAGAUGAGAUUGUAUUUCCUGCUCUUGAAUCGAAGGAGGCAUUGCACAAUGUUAGUCAUUCAUACACUCUUGAUCACAAGCAGGAAGAAAAAUUGUUCCAAGAUAUAUCCACUGUACUAUCUGAACUUUCUCAACUACAUGAUGGUUUGAGCUAUCCUCUUGAUGUUGAAGCUGGAACAAAUGAUAUUUCAAGUAAUGAGAUUGAUUGGGCUAGAAAGCGUAAUGAACUUUUGACAAAGCUUCAAGGAUUAUGCAAAUCUAUCCGGGUCACGUUGUCAAAUCAUGUUCAUAGAGAAGAACUUGAGUUGUGGCCAUUGUUCGAUAAACAUUUUUCUGUAGACGAGCAGGAUAAGAUUAUCGGUCAUAUAAUUGGAACUACUGGUGCUGAGGUUCUGCAGUCAAUGUUACCUUGGGUUACAUCAGCACUUAGUUUAGAGGAACAGAACAUGAUGCUGGAUACAUGGAAGCAAGCAACCAAAAACACCAUGUUUGAUGAAUGGCUAAAUGAAUGGUGGAAGGGACCUUCAACUUCAUCUGACCCAUCAGACAAGGCUUCUACUCCUUCAGAAGAAAGUCAUUUUCAGGAGAAUCUUGAACAAAAUGACCAGAUGUUUAGGCCUGGUUGGAAGGACAUUUUCCGAAUGAAUCAGAGUGAGCUCGAGGCUGAGAUUCGAAAGGUCUCUCGAGAUUCUACUCUUGAUCCAAGGAGGAAGGCCUAUCUGAUCCAAAAUCUCAUGACCAGCCGUUGGAUAGCUGCUCAGCAGAAAUCACCACAACCAAGCGUCGAAGGACAUAAUGGAUGUACACGACGACCUGGAUGUGUUGCUUCGUACCGAGACCCAGGGAAACAAAUAUUUGGCUGUGAGCAUUACAAAAGAAACUGCAAGCUUGUUGCUGCAUGCUGCGAUAAGUUAUUCACUUGCAGAUUCUGUCACGAUAAAGUUAGUGACCAUACAAUGGACAGGAAAUCAGUGAUGGAGAUGAUGUGCAUGCAAUGUCUGAAUGUUCAACCUGUUGGUCCAAAUUGUCAAUCCCCUUCUUGCAAUGGACUGUCCAUGGCCAAGUAUUAUUGUAGCAUAUGCAAGUUCUUCGAUGAUGAAAGGAGUGUCUACCAUUGUCCUUUUUGCAACUUGUGUCGCCUUGGGAGCGGAUUGGGCACUGAUUUUUUUCAUUGCAUGAAGUGCAAUUGUUGCCUUGGCAUAAAGAUGAUAGAACAUAAAUGCCGGGAAAAGAUGCUAGAGAUGAACUGUCCAAUCUGCUGCGACUUUUUGUUUACAUCGAGUGCACCAGUUAAAGGCCUUCCUUGUGGCCACUUCAUGCAUUCGGCUUGUUUUCAGGCAUAUACUUGUACCCACUACACUUGUCCAAUCUGCUGCAAAUCCUUGGGAGAUAUGACGGUGUAUUUUGGCAUGCUUGAUGGUUUGCUGGCUGCAGAACAGCUUCCUGAGGAAUACCAGGACCGGUGCCAGGAUAUACUGUGUAACGACUGCGAGAGAAAAGGCAGGUCACGGUUUCAUUGGCUCUACCACAAGUGUGGUUUCUGUGGUUCUUACAACACCAGAGUUAUCAAGACUGAUACGGCAGAGUGUUCUCGCCCUCUAUAAUUUCUUUUAUGCAAUCCAUUUGUAUAUAUAUAUCGACGGGGUAGAAACCUUGUGACCGUAGGUGUGAUAGUUUUUUUAUAGAGUGAACUGGGGGAGGAACCCCACCUGGAUGUAUUAUGAGGAAAAAGUGACUGUGCACAUGAGGAGUCUGAGAAUUACUCGCUCCCGUCCCAAACUAACUGUAUUUCUACGAUUUGAAAUAUAUUCGCUCAUAUAUUUCCUGUGUUG
This is a messenger RNA of Zea mays, 3973 nucleotides long. Its product is annotated as zinc finger protein-related. The transcript is spliced from 14 exons. The record is from RefSeq and is a predicted model, not a curated record. Gene Ontology annotation, cellular component: nucleus. Bases 128 to 3745 code for a protein of 1205 amino acids. Gene Ontology annotation, biological process: protein ubiquitination; ubiquitin-dependent protein catabolic process. Gene Ontology annotation, molecular function: zinc ion binding; ubiquitin protein ligase activity. Lineage: Eukaryota; Viridiplantae; Streptophyta; Magnoliopsida; Poales; Poaceae.